CUAUGUCAUUGUGCUGCGUCAGCUGUCAUCGUGGCAGGUACGUCAUGGUGACAAAAUUUGUAGAAAAAUAUUUAAAUUUUGAAAGCACUAUAGUUCUUGCACGUUCCAAUGGAAUUUGAGGUCUGUUGAAUGUUGUAACUGUUGAAAGUAGCUGCAAAUUAUAUAACAGAAAUGCAUACAGAUCUAGCGCCGCAUCUCCACACAGAAAAGUGUAAUGAACUGAUACAACUGUUACACCAGUGCCAUCAAGAGCACCCAUUCCUCAAAUUUUUUGGAAAAUGCAAUGAACAAGAUAAAUUCAUGGUGAAAUGUUUAAAAGAAGAGCGUUUGAGAAGAAGACAAAGGAAUUAUGAAAAAUCCCUAGAAAAAAAGGAAAAACUCCAGAGACUGUUCCGAGCUGAGAGAGAAAACAGACAAAGUUGAUGUUGUCCGUCAGUAACAUAAUAUGUAAAUAAUACAAAACAAUCAUUAAAUAAUGUUAUCAGUAAAUUUUCAAUGUAGUAUUGUUUCAUUCAAUUCAUAAGUAUUAAAAUGGUCAUCUUUCAUCACAUAAUACAAUAACUUGCUACUUAAGGCUUUCCAGUACCUCUUUCUAUGUAAAACAUAGGUCCAUAGUUUCAUCAUGACAUUUUGAGAUACACACAAGAAGUUCGGAUGUAUGAAAUAUAAGGCUUUAAAGAAAGCUUUACAUUUUUUAAUUUUUGCCUUGUGAAGAAAUUUUGCAGUUCAAUCAUGACAAAUUUAUUUUUCAAGUCAAACAAGAAAUUUAAAGUAAUCAUAUAUAGGACUUUUCGUAAUUUUUGCGUGAAACAUUUAAUUAUAUGUUGACAUUUUUUUGUUAAAUUUUUACUGAAAAAUAAUUUUUAUAGAGACAUUAACAUUCUAGAGGAGAGUAAGGUCCAUAUUUUGAAAUACAGUACAAAAAUAUCAAUAAAUCAAUGGCACUGGAAGUGUUGUAUUUUGCUUAUAUGUUUCUGAUUCCAAUGGUUUGAAAAGAAGGUAUGUUAAAUUGAUGUUUUCACAGCACCCAUUCUUCAUUUUUUUGGAAAAUACAGUGAACAAGAUAAAUUGGAUUUGAUGUAUUUGAAAGAUCGUUUGAGAAGACAAAGGAAUUAUGAAAAAUUCCUAGAAAGAAAGGAAAAACUCCAUACAGUGUUCAAAACCAAGAGAUAAAACAGACAAAGUUGUUGUUUUCCUUUAUUAACAUAAUGUAAAUAAUACAAAUCCAAAACAAGCAUUAAAGAAUGUUAUCAGUAAAUUUUCAAUAAACCAAUUCAAUGUGUAUAUUGUUUCAUUCAAUUAAUAAGUAUUAAAAUGCUCUUCAUCUUUCGUCACAUAAUACAAUAAUUUGCUACUUAAAGCUUUCCAGUACCUAUUUCUAUGUAAAACACAGGUCCAUAGCUUCAAACUGACAUUUUGAGAUAUAAACAGUAGGUUUGCAAGAAUGAAAUAUAAGGCAUUAAAGAAAGCUUCAGGUUUUUUAAUUUUUGCUUUGAGGAAAAUUUUUGCAGUUCAAUCAUGACAUAUUUACUUUUCAAGACACAAGAAAUUUAAAGUAAUCUUAAUAUAUAUAAAUUUUCGUAAUUUUUGUGUGAAACAUUUAAUUACAUAACAUUUUUUUUGGAAC
Molecule: messenger RNA, 1627 nt
Organism: Acanthoscelides obtectus
Lineage: Eukaryota; Metazoa; Arthropoda; Insecta; Coleoptera; Chrysomelidae
Source: the annotation of a GenBank genome assembly